UUAAAAAGACCCUCGUUUUUCAUCUUCACGACAAAAACUAACAAAUGCCUUCAUCACAGUAUUGUGUAGAUUUCCCCCCAGGACCAAAACGCCAGGCAAGCAGGCAAUAUGGAGGUGAAAAACGCUAACGCUGCUAUGCUCAGCAACUAUGAGGUGUUCAGACUGCUUACUGACCUCAAGGAACAGAAGAAGGAUAGCGGCAAGAGCAAACACAGCGCCGGACAGCAGAAUCUCAACACCAUCAUGUAUGAGACGCUGAAGUACUUAUCUAAGACCCCGUGCAGUCGCCAGGGUCCCGAGAUGGUCCAAGCCUUUCUUUCCACCAUGAUGCAUCACAAACUCACAAAGGCUGAGAAGCUGCAGCUACUGAACCACAGACCGCAGACUGCAGUGGAGAUGCAGCUUAUGGUGGAAGAGAGCGAGGAGCGUUUCUCAGAGGAGCAGAUUGACGAGCUCAUCCAAACCAUCUCCCAACUUCUGCCCGGCGAUCCAGAGCAGGAAGUUACAGCGAACGCCGACGCGUAGAUGGCUUGAGUGUUAACUCUGAGUGCUUCCCGUCUCGGUCAACAAGUGUUUUUAGGAGGCUGAAUGAAUACAAUGCAACCACAAAGGAAGUUAAGCUUAUAACUGGUUUGCAGUUCCUGUGGUACUGUUGCGUCAUUUCCUGUUUUCACAAGGCAACAUUGUGAGGCAAUGUAACUGUUGCGCCACGAUUUCAAGGAGCAAGUCCUUUCUCCUCUUCUCAUAGAGAUACUUGAUUCAUUCUGGGCUACGUUUUACACGUGGCUCGAGUCUGGGGUGCCGGUUCCAAACAUCAUUGGGCCAGACACCUGCGGAUGAUUAACAAGUUUUAUGCCUUGCACAUGUUUCUAUGUUUUAUGAUAUUUUGUGUUUGGAGCAGUUUUUUUCUGUGCAAAUAGUACAAUUAUUCCCACAAUUUUAUAAGGCAAUUUUUUGUGUUCCUUUUGCUACUGUUACGUAGGAGUAUAUUCUUGAUUCAGGUAUACUACGGCUGCUGCAAACAAUUUAUUGCAAUGAGUCGUAUAAAAAUCAUGUGCUGUUAUAUUACUCUGGGCUUUACAUUUUUGCUAGAAUCCUGCAUUAGAAGAAAAAAAAACUAUGCCAUGUGACUAACAAUCAUUUUCAUUAGAAAAGCAGAUGUUUGCAAAUAUCUCAUUUUGAUGAAUGAUGAUCUGCUUUCAUCAAGGACUAGAGAAAACAAUACUUUUUUUUAAAUGUAAAAAUAUAAACUAAAGAAUAUUUUUUAGUAUUAACCAUUUUCCUUUUGUGUUUUAACCCUUUCAGGGGCAUUCAAAAGUUGACACGUAUAGAUCAAGUGAGUAUUUUUGGUCAUUUAAAAAACUUAAAUUUUAGCAGUUAGAUUUAUUUUUUAAUCCAUAUUGUAUUUUUUAUAUUUUGCAAUUAUAAAUUAAUAAAAUGUAAAUAAAAACUAAUGAAAGGAAUAAAAGCACACACUGGUUACGGCCCAAGUAACACUGUUAUUCUUUAUACACUGUAAUAGUAUUUAACUCCUUGCAUGCCAUUUAUGGCGAUAGACGUCCAAUUAAUUUUAACCGGGAAGAUGGGCUGUGAAUGUUCAUCUUUCAGUGCCAUUGACUGGUUGAUGGCCAAUCCACUUUGACUGGGAAGGGCAAAUGAACGUCUAGCGACAUCAAUGGCAGCCAGUGAGUUAAAAUGAGUAGGGUUAAAAAAAAUUAAAGUAGUGCAUGGAAGUGUGCAUUUAAAAAAAUCCCCUUUUAUUAAAUGUUAUUGCACACAAAACUAAAAAAAAAAUUUUGUUUCUCUGAGACUCAAAGCUUUUCGAGCCAGAAAAAUAACAUUUUGGGGAGACAAUUUGCAAAUUCCACACAGAAAGACCAAGAAUUGAACCCUGGACCCCACAACUGUGAGGCAGCGCUUCCAGAACAAACACAUGUCUUUAAUUCCUGAAAAAUUUGGUCACAAGUAGCUAUUGGCUGCAAACGCACAACACCGAACUCGUGUCCUCAGCAGGCAUUUCCAGUAAAAAUGUUUGCUUUGACAACCGGCUAGAAAGCGUGGCAUUUGCCACGACAAAAGGCAAUCAUUUUUAUCGAUCUACCAUCAUUUGCAUCACUUCCUUGGUGAUUGUCCAGCCAUCUGUUGGUACAAAUCAAUCAUUUAUUAUUUAUUGACGUGUAUUAUUUAGUCUGACUCAUCUGGGCACACACUGUGCGUAUGUGCGUCCAACGCUCACUUUGGGUCAGGGGUGUCAAACUCAUCUUCGUCAUGGGCUACUAAAUUGUAGUGAUGGUUUUCUUAGGAGGGCCAUUAUGUUGGUCAGCCUAUAUAAAUAUUUUAACUCAUUUGGCUGCAACUGACAGUGGUAGACAUCCAAUGCAUUUUGGCUGCACCUAAGUCUGCCAUGAUUAAUCGAUUCAUCAACUGGCAAAUGAAUGAUAAUCCAGUUUGAUCGUCAACAAACUGUUUAGAGACAUUUAACAUGAAAAUUAUCCAAAUCCUUUUUUUGAGCCAUAUUUUCUCUAACCUAUUUUUAUUUCCCUCAAACAAGAUGUAGGAAUUAUAUCCUACACUCCGCUUCAGUCAGUCGGAGUUAUUCUCAAAACACGUAGCGAUCCAACGCCGGAUUUAGGUUGAAAAAGUACGAAAGCUGUACAGCAUACAAACAGGAAGGAUUGUCUCAGGAGUAAUUUGUUUGAGGAUUCAAGGUAUUUUCAUAUUCGAA
This is a messenger RNA of Corythoichthys intestinalis (scribbled pipefish), 2725 nucleotides long. It is a transcript of the gene crcp, whose product is annotated as calcitonin gene-related peptide-receptor component protein. The record is from RefSeq and is a predicted model, not a curated record. Lineage: Eukaryota; Metazoa; Chordata; Actinopteri; Syngnathiformes; Syngnathidae. Gene Ontology annotation, cellular component: RNA polymerase III complex. Gene Ontology annotation, molecular function: nucleotide binding. Bases 109 to 525 code for a protein of 138 amino acids. Gene Ontology annotation, biological process: transcription initiation at RNA polymerase III promoter. The transcript is spliced from 7 exons.